This is a messenger RNA of Cicer arietinum (chickpea), 2054 nucleotides long. RefSeq lists its product as uncharacterized. Gene Ontology annotation, cellular component: nucleus; preribosome, small subunit precursor; cytosol. Gene Ontology annotation, biological process: ribosomal small subunit biogenesis; ribosomal small subunit export from nucleus. The record is from RefSeq and is a predicted model, not a curated record. Lineage: Eukaryota; Viridiplantae; Streptophyta; Magnoliopsida; Fabales; Fabaceae.
UUUUGGUGAAAUAUAUUAGGGUUCAGCGUCACUUCUCCUUCACAUAGCAACACUGAACAUUCAAACCAACAAAGUCUUCGACGCCGCCGCAGCAACCACCACAACCAACCAACUACUCAAAACAAGCCGAUAACAAAAUGGGGAAGACAAAGAAAUUCAUCAACAAGAAAAGCUCUCUCACGUUCCAACUAAUGCCCCGUGACUCAACCGACCCCGCAUUCACUCAAUCCGACGACCGUGUUUUCGUCCGCGUCGACAACAAUCCAAUCUCCGCCGACUCCGUCUUCGCCGAUUCACCCGAUGACCCCGACGCUGACACCGAGGACGGUUUCGACGAUGGUAGUGGUCCGUUGUCGGAUGAUGUUAGGAAGGAUAUUCUGGAACUAGGGUUUCCUGAUGAUGGUUAUAAUUACUUGACUCAUUUGAGGGAAAUUAAGAAUGCUGGUGGUGGUUCUUUUUUCUAUAGUAAUCCUAAGUUUAAGCUUCAGCAUGUUCCUCGUGAUGUUAAGGCAUAUGAUGCUUCGAGACUGCGAAUUAAAGAGGCCGAUGAAGAGCCUGAGGAAAACACUUUGUACACUGUUGCAUCCAAAACUGCCAGCGUAAGGGUUCAGAAAGCUGUUGAUCCUGAAGUGGCUGCUUUGCUGGAUGACAGUGAUGUGUCACGGUUUGGCUCUGAUGUUGAAGAUUUGGAGGAAGACUUUGUUGUCCAGGCUAACCUCCAUGAAGACAAAGAUGAUGAAGAGGAGGCACCUGUGUGUAAUGGAAUGAACUUUGCCGAGGGUUCUACGAUGAAUAGGAGCUUAAACAAUGAUCAUGUAUUGCAAGUUUCUGCGUAUUCCACCAUUGCAGAUGAUUGUAAAUCUUUGGACGAGGGUGUAAAUGGUGUAACAGGUGUGCAAUGUGCUGGUGAGAAGUCAAGGCCUCGUCGUCUGUUAGAUGAACAAUUUGAUUUGCUUGAACAACAAGAGUAUGGAAGUGAUGAUAAUAGUGGUGAUGAUGAUUAUGAUGAUGAUUAUGAGGAAAAUUAUGGAGCCGAAGAUGAGUCACUUGCCGAAAAGCUCAAACUCUCUCUUAGCAACCAUGAGAUGGAAAGCCUAGAAGUUGAAGAUGAUGGCAAGUAUAAGGUUCCUGCAGAUUUAUUGAAGAAAGACGCUCCAGGAAGUGAGGGACAAGAAGAUUCUGCUGCCGAUGUGAUUCGCCGUUGCAAGGAAUAUGGUGAGCAAUAUGAAGUUGAAGAUGAAGACAAGGAUGUUGUUAUUUUUCAAGAAAGUAGUGAUGAGUCAGAAGCUUGGGAUUGUGAAACUAUUGUUUCGACGUACUCAAAUUUGGAUAACCUCCCUGGGAAGAUUGAAAUACCUGGGGCAACUAGGAAAAAGAAAUUGGCUGAAACCAUCACUGCAGCAUCGAGUUCCACGAAUCCAAUAAUUUUCCUAAGAGGAAAAGCAAAGCUUCCUGUCGACUUCUUGCCUGCUGGUAGAAGACCGGCGGCCGAAAAUGUCAGAGACUCCACUGCAAGACCUGAGCAGUACAGGAGAAGGCAACAUGGCCAAGAGUCAAAGGAGGAGAAGAAAGAGAGAAAGACUGCUGUGAAGGAGGAACGGCGUGAGGCACGUCGCACUAAAAAAGAAAUGAAGGAGCUUUAUAAGUGUGAAGCGCAUCGCGCACAAAGAGUUUCUGCUGUAGCUGGUCCUUCAUCCUUCCAUCUUUUGUAAGUUAACAGUCACAAAUACCCCAACCAGUUCAACUGCCAUAGUGUACUACAAUGAAGUUUGUGAGGUUCUAUGAUGUUUUCAUACAUCAGUACUAAGUUUUGUCACACAAUACCCAUGGCUGUUAUGGGUCUUUUGCUUAACCAAAAAUGUACACAUUACACAAGAGUAUAUAAUGUAAUUAUUGGUUAUUUGCAAGGAUAAAUGAAUAUCUCUUUUAUUUUUUUAUUUUUCUCGUAAUGAAGCUUAGUCAAUUUUGUUUCGUAGAACAAAUUAAAAAAACUGCAGCAACUAUAUGGUUUGUAGCAUCAAUUAAUUAUAUACGAGGAUGCACUAUAAAUUAAA